GUGACGUAACCUCACUUUUUUUUCAUAUUUUCUAUGUUCAUAGUUCAUAUUCAUAACAAUUCAGCAUUUUAUAGUAAGCAAACGUAUCUUAGGUGUAUUUAUGACGUAUCUUUAUCGAAAUAAAUUCGUGUGCCGUCUCGUUACAUUUAAUUAAUUAGAGAAAAAUGUUACUGUUUUAUUAGAGAGAGACAAAGAUUACGCUAUUGGUCCGUGGCUGUGGUCCGCUAAGUAAAUUAAAAUAGUAAAUUAUUAAAAUAAUGAAGAAAAUCGAGAAAGAAUGGACGAUUGAUACGAAAUGGGGUAAAAUUGCAAUGAUAUCAUGGGGUAAUCCUGCAAAUCCGCCUAUAUUACUAGUGCACGGGUACAUGGAUACUGCAGCUACCUUCAUUUUAUUGGUCGACCAACUUCCAGACGAUUAUUACUACGUAGCCUUUGAUUUGCCAGGUCACGGCAAAUCUGAUCCCUUUCCUCCAGGGGUUAUUGUGUCAAAGAUAAACAUGGUGGAAGCGAUUAGAUUAGUUGUAAAAUACAUGAAAUGGGAGAAAUUCGCAUUUAUGGCACAUUCCAUGGGUUUUGUUAUAGGUAUUGUGUACAAUCACAUAUUUCCCGGUAAAAUAACAAAAAUGGUGCAUUUGGACCCAGUUGUAGCAGUAGCGUCGUAUUACUAUCCCCACUACAAACCACGCAUUUGGCAUCAAUACCUUUAUGACAUGUAUUAUAAUAGUUAUGAGAGUUUUAUAACUGGCCCUCAUAAGACUUUGACCCUCGAAGAAGCAGUUGGUCUAUCAGUUCGCAACAGAAAUAUCACAGAAGAUCAAGCCGAAGUCAUUCUAUCUAGAUCAUUAAUCCCAGCUGGUGAUGGCAAAUUCAGAUUGUCUUGGGAACCCAGGAUGAAGAAAAUAGCUGCCAUACCGAUGUCAGAAGAACUGUUUUUCACUAUAUUAACUGAACAUGCACCGCCAACGCUUGUCGUUGAAGCUUCUGAUGGUGUCAAUACUAAUGAAAGAGCUAAGCAGUUCGCACUAAAAGUAGUUGAAAACUGUCGUGCAAUAUUGCCCAAUUUUUACAGUGUUACGGUUGUUGGAGGGCAUGAUGUGCACAUAACAAACGCGGAAGGUGUCGCUCCUUACGUUGAAAAGUUCUUGCGAUCACCAGAAACGUUUAGCAACGAUACUGUAAAAAGUAAAUUGUCUGUGAAAAUGAAAUUCCAACAUGAAUGGAAAAUUCAAGUGCCGUGGGGGCAGAUGGCUUUGAUCAGCCGAGGGCACCCGGAUGGCGAGCCAGUGCUGGUGGUGCACGGGAGACAGGACAGCUCCUCGGUCUUCGCACCCCUCAUCAGCAUGAUGUCAGACCAGUACUUCUACGUGGCAUUCGACAUGCCUGGCAACGGGCUCUCAGAUGCCUUUCCUAAAGCCGCCUCAGAGAAGGAGGAUCCGAAUCACCUGCGGUACGCGGUGUAUUUCGACGCCCCGCCUAAACCCAGUGAGGCGUUCGUAGACUUCUGUAAGGCGCGUGUUAUCACGUUUACGACUAGGAAUCCGCGGUCCGGUCCAAAGCUGAUGAGGUUCCACUUCCUGAAAGCCAUGGAGCUGGUCAUCGCACACCUUGGAUGGGAGAAAUUCAUCUUCAUGGGACACUCGAUGGGAUGUGAACAAGGUCUAUUCUUCAAUGCGAUAUAUCCGAAUCGUAUAACGAAGAUGAUACUCCUGGAUGCUGGGCCGACCCUGAUGAGGAUGCAGAUUGAGGAUCCAGGGGAGUUCCAGAGGAUCUACUACGACAGUUACUAUGAUAACUUCCAUCAUGAGAAUUUUGAGAGGAAGCUGUACACCAGGACCACAGCCACUGAGGCGCUGAAGCGUCUCCGAGACCUGAACGACCCUCAGUGUGCGUUCCUACUCCAAAGGAAUUUUCAUGAAAUCGACGAUCACAGUUGGCAUCAGCUCGAAGAGUGGCAUUCGGAGGAAAUGCAACGACGGAGACAGGAGCAGGCCCGACGAGAACAGUCUCGCCAGGACGGAGCCGGAUCCUCGAAUGAUGUAUGGAAUCCAUUAUUAGAAGGGAUCUCGGAAAGUCCGUCUCCAGUGUUGGAGUACGAGUCGGAUUCUGAUGAUGGGUCUCUGGUGCAGAAGAUGAGGAGCCCUGGGCCUCCGUUGACGACCUCGCAGCUGGUUGAGCAGUAUUUGAGGCAGUAUAAGCUUCGGUUCUCGGGUGAACUAGGCACCUUGAACGCGGACAAUCCGGAACGCGUGCGCAUCACGCGCGAGGUACCGAAAUCAACGACUUGCCCCGACGGGACCCCAUCGCUGGACCUCAGCGAAAUUAUCAAACAUAUGCGUGAUCAUGACCCUGUCGGGUACUUGUCCUGGGACAACCGUUUAAAAAAUCUCGCGCCUCAAAAUUAUGGAAAUGAUUAUUAUUACGAGUUAUUUAAAAGUAUUCCGCCAUGUUUGUUCGUCGUCGCUAGCGAUGGUAUGAAAAGCGCGCCAACAAAUCCAAUAUGGCGGGACCGCGCCUUACAACUUAUAGAUAGAUUGUCAAAAUUAAACAAUUUUAAUCGUGUAGAUGUAAUUGGGAGCCAUGAUGUGCAUUUUACGCAUCCAGAAAGAGUUGCCCCACAUGUUAAUAAGUUUUUGAAAGAUAAUAAAGUUAAUUCUAAGUUAUAAUAGGUAUGUUUUUUUUUAUUGUUUGGUUG
Spodoptera frugiperda (fall armyworm) is the source of this 2692-nucleotide messenger RNA. RefSeq lists its product as uncharacterized. Bases 258 to 2663 code for a protein of 801 amino acids. Lineage: Eukaryota; Metazoa; Arthropoda; Insecta; Lepidoptera; Noctuidae. The record is from RefSeq and is a predicted model, not a curated record. The transcript is spliced from 15 exons.